CAUUUAAAUUGCACAUUCUCAUAAUAAAUAGGGCCACUGGCUUUCGUCAUAAAAUAAUAUUCAGAGGGACCAGUAAAAUAAUGCAGUAUAUUCUGCUAAUGAUAUAUUUGCUAAUAAAAUUGAACAUUUUAGUUGCAAAUAUGACUUGCUAAACCAAAUCGAAAGUGAAACUCUCACCAGUAUCGACGAUACUAGAACAUCAUCACAACAGAACUUUUAAGACAGAGAAACAAGAACAAAGAGUCUUAAUCUCGUGACACCCAUGGACUUCCAAGUACAGCUCCACAAAAUAGAGCAAGCCCUGUGCAAAGAUGAAACAGAGGCACUCGCUUUCUUGUGUAGAGACAUCAUUGAUACAGACCUCAGCAAAAUGGUGAAUGCAUCCCACCUCUUCACAACGCUAAAGAACAUGGACCUUUUAGAGGAAGAAGAUGACUUUAUUGUUGCAGAGCUUUUAUACCGAAUCCGACAGUUUUAUUUGAUUAAAAAAAUGGGAAAAAGUAAGGAGCAGGUUGAAAAAGAAUUGCCACAGAAAGGAAGAAUUUCAAACUAUAGGCAACUGUUAUAUGACCUGUCUGAGGACAUAACCAGAGAUGACCUGAAAAGUGUAAAGUUUCUAUUGCAAAACAGCCUUCCGCGAUGCAGACUUGAAGAUGACAUGACUAUGCUUAAACUUCUCAUACAGAUGGAGAAAGAAGACCUCUUAGACCGAAGCAACCUGGAGACGCUAGAGAAAGUCUUACAAAUCAUCUCUCCCAGUUUAGUGAAAAAAAUAACCAAGUAUAAAAAUGAAAACGGACACUGCACACAGGAGACUGGGUUUAGCUCUUCAGAAGCGCAUGGAAAGAAUCCCAGCCAGCCGUAUGCAGAGUCACAGCUCCCUCCUCUGAGUCACUCCUCUCAACAUGAGGAAUCAUCAUCGGAUUCAAGAUCAGCGUCAGGGACUAGAAGAGCAAGCGAAGAUCAACAGCUUUCAGACUUGCUGCUGCCCCUCUCUGUUUCUGCAAGUGAACAGGGAGAAGAACAGAUAUCAAACAGCUUGCAGGUGACUGUAGAUAAUCAGAUAGGGAACUUUGAACCAAGCCUGAGCCCCUUUAGUGGAGCCAGUGACAGUAAUGCAGUUGAGUUGGAGCCUCGACACCCAUCUUCCGGUUUUUCAAGUGUAAACACAGAUGUUGCUGUUGGCCAUGGUGAAUCAGCUGAUUGUAACCAAUGGAUUUUGGAAACCUAUACGAUGAAUAGAGAGAAGAGAGGAUACUGCCUGAUCAUAAACAACUAUGAUUUUAGUGAGUCACGCACCAGAAGCAUCUUAGAGCAGAAGUGGUGUACUGAUAGACGUGGAACAGACGCUGAUGCAAGUGCAUUAAAUACUGUUUUCCAGUGGCUGGGAUUUGACACUGUAUGCUUAAAAGACUUGACUAAAAAAAAAAUACUCGAAGAAAUAGAAAAAUACCAAAAUAUAACAGACCACAAAGACAGAGAUUGCUUUGUGUGCUGCAUCCUCAGCCAUGGAGAGAAGGGCAAGAUAUAUGGGACUGAUGGACGCGCCGUUUUAAUAAAUGAAAUAACCAAACCUUUCUCAGGCAUUAAUUGCCGCCUCUUGAUUGGAAAACCUAAGGUGUUCUUCAUUCAAGCUUGUCAAGGCAAUGAAAAACAGUCAGGUGUCCCAAUAGAGGCUGAUGGCUAUACUUCAGAGCUUGAGGAAGAUGACCUGGUCCCUGAUUCAAUUCCUGAGGAUGCUGAUUUCCUGGUUGGCAUGGCAACCAUAGAAGAUUAUGUUUCCUACCGAGACACAUCUAAAGGAACAUGGUACAUCCAGAGCCUCUGCCAGAAUCUUCUACAACUGGUGCCAAGAAAAGAAGACCUGUUGACCAUCCUGACAAAAGUAAACAUGGAUGUUAGUCAAAAAACUGAUAAACGCAGGCUAAAUAAGCAGAUUCCACAGCCGGCCUUUUCAUUUAGGAAGAAACUGGUCUUCCCAGUUCCUGCUGAGCGCCCCCCAGCCCUGCUGCAGCUCUUGGAGUCUUCAAUCACAGCUGUAUAAAGGAUUGGCUGUUGGCUAUUGGCACCAUCCAACUCAACUCAACUGUGCCAAGGCCAGCCUUCUUAAAAAGUAGUAAACUACAGGGGGACAGGAUGGGGGGGAUUCCAAAAACACUUUGCUUGAUCUGGUUGAUCUGUGUGAAUGAUGAGAUGUGUCCAUAAAAAACAAUUACGAAUUGACUGUAUUUUAUUACUUGUACUGUGAUUCUUGAAAUGUAUUUUUGUUUACGACUGUAAGUCGCCCUG
Acipenser ruthenus (sterlet) is the source of this 2289-nucleotide messenger RNA. Its product is annotated as caspase-8-like. The record is from RefSeq and is a predicted model, not a curated record. Gene Ontology annotation, molecular function: protein binding; cysteine-type endopeptidase activity. Bases 263 to 2044 code for a protein of 593 amino acids. Lineage: Eukaryota; Metazoa; Chordata; Actinopteri; Acipenseriformes; Acipenseridae. The transcript has 13 exons. Gene Ontology annotation, biological process: proteolysis; negative regulation of extrinsic apoptotic signaling pathway via death domain receptors.